UUUAAAUUUUUGCACCGAUCUCACUAUUUUUUGUUGGGCCAUAGUUCUCGACUUACGAAAUAAAUUUAAAAAUUACCAAAAAAGUUUAUUUACCGAAAAUCGAAUUCUUACGUCGGUGGAUUUCUUAGCUUCUACAGCAUCAAUGGAGUGUUAAUCAAUCCCCAAGUUCCACCUCUAGUGGCUUAAAACAUUCUUAAUACCAGAAGGAAUCUAGGAAUAGACAAAUGAAUUUGGUGCAAAGAAAAAGAUGGUGCUUACUUUGUUAAUUCUGGAUACCGAGUCGCUUUUGGCUUCUUCCAUCCACCGAUUGGUUUUCUCUCAAAAGUCUUGAAGCAGAAAACAUUAUGGAGAUCAAUAUGGUUAAUUAAAGCCCCAGCCAAGACCAAGCUUUUUGUGUGGCGAGCUAUCCAUGAAGUUCCAUCAUUCCAUAACCAUUUCAAGAACCAGAAAGAUGGAAGGAAAAGAAACCGACAACAUUUCUUCAUUACCCGAAGAGCUUCUCCUUAACAUUCUUUCCUCGCUUCCUUUCAAAGAAGCAGCGAAAACAUGUAUCCUCUCCAAGAAGUGGUUGAAGAUGUGGCAAUCUACCAACACAGUGAAGAACAACCAACUUGAUUGCAAGAACAUAGAAACUUAUGGGGCCGUUGAAGUACGGCAAAGGAAGGCUUUCAAGAACUUCAUCAAGAUCUGGAUCACAUUGCACAAAUGCUACCAUCUCCACGAUAAAUUCACCCUCAGGGUUUCUCCUCCUUCAAACUGUGGUGACAUCGUUGGAGCUUAUGUCGAUUUCGCUGUAGAGGAUGGCGUGAAAGAUUUGGAACUUGAUUUUGCUGAAUUGCGGUCGGAGGACGAACAUCCUGAAGAAAAUAUCCACGAUGCGGUUGAAUUUCCGAGAGGCCUUUAUGAUAACAAGAAACUGCACCAGAAGCUCGAGAGUUUGAAACUGCACUCGUGCAGUUUCGCGCCUGGAAAUUUCGCCAAGUUUGUGGCACUGAAAGAUGUGACUCUUGCUUGGAUUCCGUUGAAAUUGGAAUCGAUUAGGACGCUGUUAUCCACGUGCGAGUGGAUGGAGAGUUUGAGCCUGAAGAACUGUUGGGAUAUUGAAUCCUUUGAUCUAGAGAAAUUGGAAUUGAAGAAGUUGGUGAUUGAUAGGUGCAUAAUUCGAAUGAAUUAUAUCGGUUUUGAGGCGCCAAAUUUGAAGGUUUUCAAGUACUGUGGUUCGGAGCCGCCGUUGUCUGAAGUGAAUGUGGUAGCUGGCACCAUAGAAGAGGCAGAUCUUGAUUUAAGCCCCAUGGAUGAGUUCGAUGAAUGUGGCAACGAACUUCAGAAUUUUCUUCAAGAUUUCUUUGCGGUCAAUGUUCUUACAGUUUGCAGCGUGAUUCUUCAGGUGAUCCCUUGGGGAGAUGAACCGGUGAGGCUACCAGGGGAUUUGAGGGUGAGACACUUGAAGAUGAAAAUCCAAAUGCAUCCCCAAGAAUUUUGCGGAUUCUUUUGGUUUCUCAACAGUUGUCCUAGAUUGACCAAAGUUACAAUAGACCUUGACAGCUGCAAUAUCCUUUCCGAAUAUGAAGCCCCUUAUGGUGUGGAUCUUAAGAAUGUCAGGAACAGUUUGCCAGUGCCAACUUGCUUUAGAAAGAGCCUCAGGGAAGUGGAAAUGAAUGGGUUUAUAGCAACAAGCAGCCAACUCUAUGCAUGCUCCUAUUUCAUCAGAGCUGCUUCAAUUUUGACGAAGCUCAGCAUCAGCUUUUUGAAUAACAAGAAUGAUGAUCCUCACACGGUGGAGCUGCGUCGUAGUUUAGCAGCGCGAUUGUCGCAUAUUCCAAAGGCUUCAAGUGAUUUGGCCAUAAUAAUUCGUUGACUGUUAUUAUGGUUGGGAGAAAACUCUUUGUUAAUAGAUAAUAGAGAUCCAGUAUAUGGUUAAGAAGUGCACUGAUAAAGAUGUCUUUACAGUGAUUUUUUUCCCCCUAAUAACUACCGAUGCACUCUAGAUGUAUCCUAUGAAAUUUUAAUAUAAUAUUUGGUAGUUUGUGUUGUGA
Messenger RNA from Arachis ipaensis, 2036 nucleotides. Its product is annotated as putative F-box/LRR-repeat protein At5g54820. NCBI's taxonomy places the organism in Eukaryota, Viridiplantae, Streptophyta, Magnoliopsida, Fabales, Fabaceae. Gene Ontology annotation, molecular function: protein binding. The record is from RefSeq and is a predicted model, not a curated record.